Messenger RNA from Chilo suppressalis (striped riceborer), 1446 nucleotides. NCBI's taxonomy places the organism in Eukaryota, Metazoa, Arthropoda, Insecta, Lepidoptera, Crambidae. The record is from the annotation of a GenBank genome assembly.
AAUUAUCAAUAAAAAAAAUCAAACCAAGCAAAGUGUUGAGAUCUGUGAUUAUUGGAUAUUUAUUGAGUUCCUGAUCAUGGGGACAGAAGUGGCUAUAUCAUUUAGUGCUUUACGUGCUCAGUUAGAAAAUGAAAAAUCUACUUUGUUUAAAAUAGAUGAAAAUAUUAAGAAAAUUCAAGUAACGGGACGAUUCCCCAAUGAUAGAUUUAAUAACUCUUCUGGAGAUUAUGCAAGGGGUGGAGCUCGGAUAGGCGGCCGAAAUGCUUACCAAGAUACCGGCAAUAACUACAAAAAUGAAGAUCAAUUUGGCAAAAGAAAACACGAGACAAAAACUGUGUUUAGCAGAUUAUCUGCACGGACGCAAGAUAGUGAUGGAGAAGAGGAUGGACCUGGCACCAAGAGAGUUAGAAUGCCAUCAGCAGUAUCCAGGGAGUUGCCAACAAGAGCUGCAGUGCUCAGAGCCCAGGGGGAUGACGAACAAUCCAGGACCAGGAACCGUCGCAUAUUCGGUUCACUUUUAGGAACACUACAGAAGUUUAAACAAGAAGAAAUUGUACUUCAAACUCAGGAAGAUAAGAAAGCUCAAGUUGAACGCAAGAUUGAAGAGCAAGCAAGAUUAGAAAAGGAAAGAGAACAAAAAGAGAGAAAAAGUUUGUUUUUGGAAAGGGAACACAAGAAAGCAACAAUCAAGGCCUUAGAGGCGAAAAUGGGUCGUGUUCAAGAGUUUGAGAAGUGGGAAGCUUCACAGAAAAGUCUCAGCAAUUUUAUCCUGACCAAAUCAAAACCACAUAUAUACUGGAUUCCAAAGAAAAUGACAGACAAAGCCACUGAAAAACUGAACUCCAGUAGAAAGUUCCAUGAAAAAUGCAUGGCUAAGAAACGUAUAGAACUACAAGAAGAAUUGCAGCGGAUAGAACAGCGAUGUCUGCGGCAGAGAGGUCCCGGCGCCAAGGAAAAUGAUCCAGAACUUCAGAAUGACAAAGGAGAGGAGCCCAAACAUAAUGAUUCUAUCUCUGAGCAUGAUCAGGAGGUUAAGAUUGAAGACAGCGACGAUAAAACGAGAAAGAGGAACAAGUUCGCCACGGAUGCAGACGAAAAGGAAGAGAGUGACGCUGAUGACAGGCACGAUGAGGCUCCACCAGCAGACAUUAUACCCAAAGAGGAAAAAGAAUCUGAUGAAAGCAAAAUGGAUACAAGUUCAGAGCAGAUUUCACAGGCGGACCUGACAACUGGGAUCGACACAACUAAUGAGAAUAUGGACUCAACUAUGGAAACAAGUGCAGUCAAUGAUACUCAAACAGAUGCCGAUGAGACCGCAGACGAUAAUGAUAAACUAGAUGCUAACUCUCCUGAACAUUCCUAACAACUACUUUUCCACCCAAUUAAUGGGAUUUCAAUCACAUUUGCAAUACCAUGUAAAAUAACAAUGUAAUUAUAAAAGCAAAG